This is a messenger RNA of Varroa destructor (honeybee mite), 1353 nucleotides long. RefSeq names its product U6 snRNA-associated Sm-like protein LSm4. Gene Ontology annotation, biological process: nuclear-transcribed mRNA catabolic process; mRNA splicing, via spliceosome. The record is from RefSeq and is a predicted model, not a curated record. Lineage: Eukaryota; Metazoa; Arthropoda; Arachnida; Mesostigmata; Varroidae. Gene Ontology annotation, molecular function: RNA binding.
AAAACCAACGUACUUGCAGGACGCGUCGAUUUUAUUAAUUGACCAUAUUAUGGGACGAUGGCGACUAUAUGGUGAUUAUUGUAUCUAGCACAUCUGUCGUGUGAUAAUACAUCUUUCGACGUUAUUAUACGCAAAGUGGUGGACUUCAAGAGACAGAGAACAUAUCAGGCUUUUUCUGCGAAAAUUGCCGCCAACACUAAGUGGAUUUGUUGCCAGCCGCAUCGCUGUAAAUAAGUUAGUGUAAACAAUCAAGAAUUCAACAAAAUAAAUUCGGUAUCAAAGAGUCGUUUCUAAGUUUUAUUCGAUAUAUUCGGCCGGCAAACUUUCAGUGAAUAGAAAUGCUGCCAUUGUCUUUGCUUAAAACUGCCCAAAACCAUCCUAUGCUGGUGGAAUUGAAAAACGGUGAGACGUACAAUGGGCAUCUUGUCAGUUGUGACAAUUGGAUGAAUAUUAACUUGCGUGAAGUCAUCUGUACAUCAAGGGAUGGUGAUAAAUUCUGGCGUUUACCCGAAUGCUAUAUUCGGGGCAACACUAUCAGAUUCCUUCGAAUUCCCGACGAAGUCAUCGACAUGGUCAAAGAGGACCUUCAGUCUGGCCAGGGUGGUGGAGGCCGGGGUGGACGCGGCCGAGGCAAUUUCCGCGGAAGGGGUGGGCCUCGAGGCGGUCACCAUCGAGGAGCUCCCGGAGGGCAUCGCGGUAGAGGGAUGUAAAUAUGUGGACUAAUGAACCUAAAACUGCUAAUAAAAAUCACACAACGAUUUGACAAAAGUUAGGCUGCCGAUCAGCCACCAACGACAAACGCACAUUUAACUAACAGAGUCACCAAAACGUCGUUUCGAGAUAGUCUAUACCCAGCGUUCAGCAGCUUUCGGCUCAGGACAUCGACUCCGUAUUACGAACUUGUACCAUAAGAGAAAUACGCUGCUUCAAGACAUUCACCUGUGGAAGUCACUAGUGUGACAUUUGUCACAAGCGAUCCAAGCAAUAUUCGCUGGCUAGUAAUGCCUGAGUAGUGUUAACAAUAUAAUGCCUCUCCAUUCAAUUGUAGCCAGGGGUUAACCAUAUUUCCUUCUUGUAUGUAUAUACUAAUCUCUUGAGCUGAACAAAUAAUGGUAACGCUGAAUGUAUGUUAAAAGGUGAAGCAUAAAUGUGCAUUCAUUACGGUGGCAUCGUGGGUUGAAUCAUUAUAGAAUCGCUAAUACUGUAAUUCGCUUUGAUAUCUAUACAUAAAUACCAAGUAAUAGAUCAUGAUUAGACUAGCACGCGAUGGGAAUGAACCGAAUUGUAAAUAUGUCUUGAAUUUACUGUAAUAAAUAUAAAUUGUAGUAAUCGUAGCACUAAACGGUGCGCGUA